Molecule: messenger RNA, 3503 nt
Organism: Papaver somniferum (opium poppy)
Lineage: Eukaryota; Viridiplantae; Streptophyta; Magnoliopsida; Ranunculales; Papaveraceae
Product: protein FAR1-RELATED SEQUENCE 4-like
Exons: 8
Coding region: 377-3001 (874 amino acids)
Biological process (GO): regulation of DNA-templated transcription
Molecular function (GO): zinc ion binding
Source: RefSeq, a predicted model, not a curated record
AACAAGGCCAGUAGAAGGCAAGUGGAUUUCAUUUCCUCUUCUUGUUUCCAUCUCCGCGAUUAGGGUUCGGUUUCAUCUUCUCCCAUUCCGUAUCAUUUUCUCCUUCCUCCGAAGAAACAGAGAAAAAAAUAAAUAAAGAUUUCAAAAUAAUAACACCGAUAUAAAUUCCCGUCGACAAAAACAACUGCAACUGUAUCUGACAUCGGGUAGCCUGAAAACAGUGGCUUCAUUUUACUCCGUCAUGAUUGUGUCAGAAGCUUCAAGUGAUCGCAAUGUCAGUGACGACAAUGACUCCUCUUCGUUUCACAGGUGUUUGGGGGAGAGAAACUACUACUGGACUGUCUGAUUAACUGGAGAGAAAAAAAGUGUUUACUCCAUGAAUAUUGAUCUUGAGCGUCGCCCGGGUGAAAGCGAUAUGGAUGAUCAAUUGAAGGAACUCAACAAUGGAAUUCAUGAGCAUGAAUCAAGUGCUUGUGUACGCACCAGAGACAGCACAGAUGGUGAACUGUAUAGUGUGGAUAAGGUUGAUGUGAAUGCAAAUGUGAAUAUGAACUAUUGUGUUAAUGAUUCUGCCAGUGCUAUUGCCAGUGAAGGUAAUGAAGAUGUACAUUUAGAUCCUCGAGAAGGAAUGGAAUUUGAGUCUCACGAAGAAGCUUUUUCGUUUUACAAAGAAUACGCGAGACGUGAAGGGUUUGGUGUUUCUAAAAGAAAUAGCCGUCGCUCGAGGAUAUCUAAAAAAUUUAUUGAUGCGAAAUUUGCUUGUUGUAGAUAUGGGACUAAGCAAGCGAGUGAUAGAGUUAGCAGACCAAGACCUACAGCAAAGAUAGAUUGCAAGGCCGCUAUGCAUGUUAAGCGAAAGGUUGAUGGAGCAUGGUAUGUGUAUUCUUUUGUUAAAGAGCAUAAUCAUGAGCUGUCACGAGACCAUGCGCACUUUUUUCGAUGUCACCGAGAUACGAAUCCAAACAAGGAUAAGAUUCGCACAACUCCUACUGUAGGAGUACGACUAAACGAGGUCUGUCCUUCACUACCAGCAAGUUUUCAUGGGUUUCAAAAUGGUAAUUGUUUCGUGCAAGGCAUUAAAAAUGAUUUAGGUAACGGGCCCCGGUUAGCUUUAGAAGUAGGAGAUGCACAAGCUUUGAAUGAGUUUUUCUUGCAUAUGCAGGAAGAGAAUCCCAACUUUUUCUAUGCCUUGGAUUUGAAUAGAAAUCAAAAUUUGAGAAAUGUAUUUUGGGUCGAUGCUAAGGGUAGACAUGAUUACAUCGACUUUUCUGAUGUUAUUUCUUUUGAUAGUAUAUAUGCUACAAAUGGAUAUAAAGUGCCAAUAGCUCCUUUCAUAGGAGUGAAUCACCACGGUCACUUUAUAUUGUUUGGAUGUGCAAUACUUGCAGAUAUGAAUAAAUCAUCAUUUGUUUGGCUAUUUAAGACAUGGCUUAGAGCAAUGGGGGGACAAGUGCCAAAAGUAAUAGUUACCGAGCAAGGUAAUUCCAUGAAUGAAGCUGUUGAAGAAGUUUUCCCAAAUUCAAGACACUGUUAUUGUCUGUGGGAUAUAACGAGAAAGAUCCCUGAUAAACUCACUCAUGUGAUUAAGCGUGAUGAAAAUUUCAUGGUGAAAUUUAAUAAGUGCAUCUACAAGUCAUGGACGAAGGUGGAUUUCGAAAAAAGAUGGUGGAAGAUGGUUGAUAGGUUUGAGCUAAGAGAGGAUUGUUGGAUUCAGUCGUUGUAUGAAGACCGCCAAAAGUGGGUGCCAAUAUAUUUAAAUGAUACAUUUUUGGCUGGGAUGUCGACAUCACAGCGAAGUGAAAGUAUAAAUUUUUUCUUUGAUAGGUAUGUUACAAAGGUUACGACAUUGAAAGAGUUUGUAGAACAAUAUGAAGUGGCUCUGCAUGACAGGUGUGAAAAGGAAGCUCAUGCAGAUUUUGAAUCUCGGCAAACAGUCCUCCCUUUAAAGUCCCCGUCACCUUAUGAAAAGCAGAUGUCAUCUAUCUAUACAAGAGAAAUAUUUAAGAAGUUCCAAUACGAGGUUAUGGGAGCACAUGCUUGCCACCCUGUAAAGGAAACAGAGGAUGAUGAAACUGUAAGUUUUAGGGUUACAGAUUUGGAGCGCCAGCAAGAGUUUAGAGUAGUGUGGAAUGGAACAAAAUUAGUUGUUUCAUGUUCGUGUCUUUCAUUUGGACUCGGAGGCUUCCUUUGUAGGCAUGCAAUGAUUGUUCUCCAAUUUUCUGGUGUGUUCAGUAUCCCAACCAGCUAUAUAUUGAAGAGAUGGACAAAAGAUGCAAAAAACAGGCAUAUCUUAAACCAAAUAUCUAAUCCAGUAGAAUCUAGGGGGCAACGCUACAAUGAUCUUUGUAGAAGAGCUAUAAGACUAGCAGAGGAAGGGUCGUUAUCGCUAGAGAGCUAUAAUGCUGCAUUAUUGGUACUAGAGGAAGGAAUUAACAAAUGUGUAGCUGAGAAUGACUCUCUUAGUAGUGCUGGAAAACCCAGAUUAUUGACAGCAUAUGGCCUUCAAAAUAUUGCUGAUAAAGAAGCUGACAGCAUCAUGUCUUUAGCAGCGGUGUCCAAUUCUCAAGUCACCAGGAGAAAAGUGGGAUCUAAGAGGAUCCAGUCUGGAACCGAGAAGACAAACAGAAAGAGACCAAACGAGAAAAUAAAUAUAGGGCUGGAUGAAAAUGUUGCUUGUGUUGGAAUGUCAGAGACUUUACAAGUGAUGGGACAGCAAGAGUCCAGAACAACAAUGGUUGAUAGUUACUAUGGCACCCAAGGGAGCUUGCAAGCGAUGGUAUGGCUUAAUUGUACUAUUAAGGACAGUGGGGUUCUAAAGCGCCGGUUGUCAAUACUAACAGCUGUUACGCCACUCAAGAUAACUUGCAAGAGAUGGGACAGUGGGAGUCGAGAGCACCAAUUGGUAGUUACUAUGGUACUCAACGGAACUUGCUACCAAUGGGACCUCCGGGGACAAGGCCACCAAACACCGAUACAUUCUAUGCCACGCCAGACAACUUAAGAGGAAUGAGGAACAAGUGAUCACUUGGAGGAAAAUCUAAAUGAUGUCCAAUCAUAAGAAGUUGCCAGUGGAAAAAUACCAACAGAAAGUGCAACAUUUUAAUAUAAUGGAGUCAAAUACUCAUUAGUUUGAGUUGCCUGGUUUUACAUACAACGCGUUCCUUGCAUAAUUGAUGUCUGUUAGAACUAUCUUAAUCAUCAAAGUGAAUUGCAGAAAGGAACUUGUUCUUUUUGACUCAUUGGGAAGGGAUAUGGAUGAAAAGGGAAAGGGAAAGUCCUAAUUAAGCAGGUGAAAGAAAAAUGACGAAUAAUGUGGUGGAUUGUAUUAUAUGAUUUUGAGGUUCUAUUUGCAUUUGUUUAGCACCGACACAAGAUCGGUCAUGCCUCUUUUGGUGGCUUCAGCUGGGUUGCAGUCUUGUUGGUUAAAAGAUUGUAAUGUUAGAAACGAACAUGUAUAUAGACAUUGCACUGCAAGGAGUAAAUGCUUUUCUGUUUUCCCGAAA